Messenger RNA from Verruconis gallopava, 1218 nucleotides. RefSeq lists its product as uncharacterized. The record is from RefSeq and is a predicted model, not a curated record. Lineage: Eukaryota; Fungi; Ascomycota; Dothideomycetes; Venturiales; Sympoventuriaceae. Bases 395 to 1042 code for a protein of 215 amino acids. Gene Ontology annotation, cellular component: mitochondrion. The transcript is spliced from 2 exons.
CCAGUGUUCGCAACACUUUUUGUAUGUCGAAGUUGUGACCACUCAGAUUUUGGCACAGAUAGAUCGGCCAAGCUGCGCUGUCGGUGGACUUCGACUUUGAUCGAAGCGCAUUCUCCAGCCGAGUGAUUCAGGCGACAUCUUUUCCAUCCCAGAAUGCGACAUGUCUGACCACGCAGUUUUGCAAAGCGACUGCGUGAUUGAAAGUUUGCUCUUGAGCAAAACCGAGGCUGAAUUUUUCAGGUCGGUAGAUGGGACGUCAAUUUAAAGAGUGUAUCGCGCGACCUGAUUUGCCGGGCCUGGGCGCGCUGCCAAUCGCCCAGUCAUUGGAUGAUGAGAGCGGCUUGAAACCUUCGAGUACUUUUACCUUUGAGGCCAGCAUGUAAGACGGGCAAUCAUGAUUCGGCCAGCGAAUCCAUUGCCCCUCUGGCGACCGCUGCAGUCGGGCCUGCGACUGUGUUGUCCACGGCGGUGGACUUCGACGGAGGCAAAAGCGCCACAGAGCCGAGUUGCUCGCAUCAAUUCACGGCUACCGCGCUUCCUUCGCCGCUUCACUGUGCCUUUGGCCGACGCGCCAAUCUCUCACAUUACCUCCUUUCUCAUCCUGCACGAACUCACAGCCGUCGCCCCCCUUCUCGGCUUCUUUGGCGCCUUCCACUACUUCGAUUAUCUGCCACCCUUUCUCACCGAGGGCGCGUGGGUCAAAGAGGGCAUCGAAAAGUUCGGGAACUAUUUCCGACGGAAAGGCUGGCUGGGUGACGAGGAUAGUCGUCGAGACACGGGCUGGCGCUAUGGUGAGGGUGCAACCAGAGUUCUGGUAGAAGUUGGCGCCGCGUGGGCGCUCACCAAGGCCCUGCUUCCUUUGAGGUUGAUAGUGAGUGUCUGGGCGACUCCGUGGUUCGCCCGAUGGUUUGUUCUGCCUAUCGCUGGCCGGUUUGCCAGCUUGUUUGGGAGAAGGAAGGCUGCCGUGAUGUCGGCGCAAGGCAAGGCUGCCGGUACUGGGGCCACUGCUGCUGGUUCAGUGACAAAGAAUACUACGACAUGAAGAAUCCAUCUUUGAUAUCAUGGCUAGCCAUGCGAGCGAAGAGGUCGGGCCGGUGGGAAGGCGAAGAAAAGAAGCCAUCCCAGUCAGAAACGACUCGUAGAAAACGAGAACACAAGAUUAGAAAUUACAACGAGCAUUUUUUUGCCAUUAACUAGCGUUAUUUCAUUUAUUUCCUG